This is a messenger RNA of Aspergillus versicolor CBS 583.65, 876 nucleotides long. RefSeq names its product class II fructose-bisphosphate aldolase. The transcript is spliced from 2 exons. The coding region runs from base 1 to 876 and encodes 291 amino acids. Gene Ontology annotation, molecular function: aldehyde-lyase activity; zinc ion binding. The record is from RefSeq and is a predicted model, not a curated record. Gene Ontology annotation, biological process: carbohydrate metabolic process. Lineage: Eukaryota; Fungi; Ascomycota; Eurotiomycetes; Eurotiales; Aspergillaceae.
AUGUCCUGGAAAGAUUCAAACCGCCAUAAGCGCAUCCUGCGCGACGCCGAAGCCGGCCGCUACGGGGUCAUAGCCGCCAUCGCCUACAACAUCGAGCAAAUCAUAGGACUCAUCCGCGCCGCAGAGACAGCGCGCUCACCAUUAAUCAUUCAAUUCUUCCCAUGGGCUAUCGAAGCCACCGACGGCUUGUUGGUGCGGACUGCAGCCGAGGCCGCAAGACGCGCAACCGUCCCCAUCAGCAUCCACCUAGACCACGCCCAGUCAGAAUCUAUUAUCAAGCGUGCAGCAGAGCUUCCCUUUGAUAGUAUCAUGGUGGACAUGUCGCACUACGAGAAGGAGAUUAACCUGCAGAAGACGCGCGACCUGGUGACAUACUGUAAUGACCGCCAGAAAGCUACCGAGGCUGAGCCGGGGAGAAUUGAAGGAGGGGAGGACGGAGUUAUGGAUACUGCGGGACUGGAGGCUUGUAUGACGACUGCUGAUGAAGUGGAUGAGUUUCUCAAUACAGGUGUGGAUGUGCUUGCACCUGCGUUUGGCAAUGUGCAUGGUGAAUAUGGGCCGCGCGGGCCGCAGCUUGAUUUUAAUAGAUUUCAGAAUGUUCGCACCCAGGCGAACGGGAGAAUCAAUCUAGCUCUACACGGCACCAACGGGUUUGCCCCGGAGCUGAUGAAGUGCUGCGUGGCCGCUGGUGUCACCAGGAGCAACGUCAACCGGCUUGUGUUGGACGACUACUAUGACCAUCUCCGGGCAAGCGUUGACAAGAUGCCGCAUACUCAGCUGAUCGAGGAAGGUAUUCAGAAAGUGGCAGAUCUGACAGUGAAAUGGAUGGAGAUCGCUGGGUCUGCGGGUAAGGCAAAAAGACAGAACUGUAUAUAG